AUGGCGUCGCACAACCGGCGUACGACAAGUGGCCAGAUAGCCGCUGUUGGCAAUCUGCCCGAGUAUAUCAUCACCAACUUCAUGCCCUCACUAUCUCCUCUGAUCGGUCAGAACCCUGCCGCCUUCCGGCUCCUUUCCGUCGUUCUGGCCAUGUGGUACUUCGGUCCACUCACAAAGCUGCAAACAAUCUGGACUCAACUGCAAAAGUUCUUGGUUUCCUCCAUCAACGUCAGCUCCGAGGAGGAUCUCUUCGACUACCUGAUCACACAUCUUGGCGAGACGAGGACUCUCCGGCUGAUCAGUCUCUCAAUGCCAUGUCCAAUGCGCCCCGAGAACGUCGCACACAAUGAGCCACCUAAGCUGAAGUAUGAGCAGACUGAAGGCACUCAGCUAUUCUUCCAUGGACGACGAUUGUUCUGGGCAGUACGUAAGAAGGGCGAGGGCUCAACUUUCACCGGACGUGGGUACAAGAACAUGGAGGUGCUCAGCAUCUCUUGCCUGGGUCGCUCAACCGAGCCAAUCAAGCGCUUGCUGCAGUCCAUCUUCGAGACCAACAAGGACAAAGAGAGAGCGUCUACUAUAAUUCGCAGACCCUUCAACGGUGGAUACGGAGGAAGACUCGCAUGGUCAAGAAUUACUGCCAAGCCAAGAAGAGCGAUGGACACCGUCAUCCUCCAGAAAGAGCAGAAGACUAUGGUUCUUGAUGACAUCGAGGAGUACAUGGACGAUGCCACAAGCCUGUUCUACGGGCAACAUGGUAUCCCAUAUCGUCGGGGUUAUCUUUUCUUCGGUCCACCUGGUGUGGGAAAGACUUCAUUCGCCUUGGCCAUUGCGAACAAAUUCAAUCUCGACGUCUAUGUCCUCACGCUUCUCGACCAGAACUUGACCGACUCCGACCUGAUCAGUUUACUGAACCAGCUGCCAGGUCGUGCACUGCUCUUACUGGAGGACAUUGACGUGACCUUUUCCCGGAAGACCAAGUCCGUUGGUACGACGGCGCCGUCUGCACCUGGACCGUCCCGUGGAGGCAGACGUGGCCGUCGUAGCGCUAGUCAGACAAAGCGCGAUGCCACAGCUAAGAAAGAGGAGGCCGCCGUCGAUGACGACGAGGAUGAUGGCGCUGGUUUGACCUCCAAAGUCAGUCUCAGUGGUCUUCUCAAUGCUAUAGAUGGUGUGGCUGCGCCAGAAGGCCAUAUUCUGGUCAUGACUACCAACAAGCCCCAAGAUCUGGAUGACGCCUUGAUUCGCGCCGGUCGUGUGUCGGUAAGAGUCAAGUUCAACAACGCUAGCCACGCGCAAGCCAGGGAAAUCUUCCGGCGAAUGUACAUCGACCUACCUGCUGCCACGUCGGCUGCCUCUGCCGCUGCAGACUCGGCAUCAUCCAGCACAGGCGACGCAAGUUCUGAUAAGAAAGAAGAGAAGCCGCCGACCGAUGUCGAGGCCCUCGCAGACGCCUUCGCGGACAAUCUACCCGAGCUUGAAUUUAGCCCCGCCGACUUGCAGGACUACCUCCUAAUACACAAGAAAGACCCCAAUGCCGCGAUGGAGGGCUUGGAUGCCUGGAUCGAAAAGACCCGUGAGCAGCAGAAGGAGAGAGAAGAGCAGCGCGAGGCCGAGCGGCUGCUGCGGGCAGAGAAGAAGCGCAUUGCGGAUGAGGAUUGGAAAAAGAGCAUGAAGGAAAUGCUGAAGGAUGAUGAUUCGGAGAAGAAAACGUCGAAAGCCAGAGGCAAGGAUAAGAAGAAGCAGACGGCGACAGAGGAGGGUUCGACUGUCGACUCCGAAGAAGGAAGUGAUGACAGCGACGCAGAGGCUGUGACGCCAGAAGACUCCAGAGCAACUAAGCAGGAGGGGGAGACCACUGAAAAGUGA
Messenger RNA from Cyphellophora attinorum, 1869 nucleotides. Its product is annotated as putative mitochondrial chaperone BCS1-B. Gene Ontology annotation, molecular function: ATP hydrolysis activity; ATP binding. Gene Ontology annotation, cellular component: mitochondrial inner membrane. NCBI's taxonomy places the organism in Eukaryota, Fungi, Ascomycota, Eurotiomycetes, Chaetothyriales, Cyphellophoraceae. The record is from RefSeq and is a predicted model, not a curated record. The transcript has 2 exons. The coding region runs from base 1 to 1869 and encodes 622 amino acids. Gene Ontology annotation, biological process: mitochondrial respiratory chain complex III assembly; protein insertion into mitochondrial inner membrane from matrix.